Molecule: messenger RNA, 1155 nt
Organism: Parnassius mnemosyne (clouded apollo)
Lineage: Eukaryota; Metazoa; Arthropoda; Insecta; Lepidoptera; Papilionidae
Source: the annotation of a GenBank genome assembly
AUGCAGCCUGAACUGCAUGUUAAUACAAAUCUGUACAAGAAACCGUUUCCAUCUUUUGGAAUACCAAAUAUUAUAGGUUACAUUGGUUACGAAAAUAUCAUGUUUGCAAAAACCAUUCAAAACAAACAAGUUCAAAUUGAUUUAAAUCUUCAUAUAGAUAAAGUAAUACGUAAACCCCCUGAUUUGGAUGUAAAGUUAACAGACUUAUUGCAGUUUUUAUUGCAACAGGAAACACGGUUAAAGCUUGAUCCAGUAACAGUAAUCGAUAAUGCCAAAUUUUUUUGUUAUCGUGGUUUAAUGACAUGUAUUGCGUGCACUCCAUAUGAACGUAAAGAUUCUUGGAGGAUUGUAGGUGUACUUUUUAAAGGAAAUAUUUAUUUAUGUGCUAGAGAUACUGAAGAAAAGAAAAAAAUGAAGCAGAAUAUGACAAAAAAAGAGCAACAGUUCACUUCCUGGGGAUAUAAGUUUGAACAGUCAGUUUUAUCAGAAAAACCGAAUUUGGAUCCUGAUCCAAAUAAGCCUGUAGAUGAAAAUAAAGAGUUUUCAUUGGUCUUUAAAAGUCAUUUGAACAAUCAUAAUAUUGUGUAUGGUGCUGAAAUGGAUGGAAUUCGUUGUGACCGAAGUUCAGUGGAUUCCCCACCAGAUUUGAAAUUUGGAUAUGAAGCUAUUUUAAAAUACUUGUCAAAUAAAGAGUUCAUAGAAGUUAAAACAAACAGACACAUAGAAUUUCCAAAUCAAGAAAGAAAUUUCAGAUUAUUUAAAACAAAAAAGUGGUGGUGUCAGUCAUUUCUUGCAGGUGUAAACACUAUUUUAUGUGGAUUUAGAAAUGAUGAUGGCAUUGUUGAAGAGUUAAAAGUCUUUGCAGUAAAUGAUUUGCCGAAAAUAUCAUCAAAAUUCUGGGACCCGAAUGUUUGCUUUAAUUUUCUAGAAACAUUUUUAACAUAUGUUAAAAGAUGUUUCUCCAGGGAAAUUAAACAGAAAUAUGGGCAUGCUGCUUUAAAUGACAUGCAGUCACUUCCUCUAAUAAGUUUGCAUUUUGAAUGGAAACCAGGUUCACCCGUUCAGGUAACGGACAACUACAUCUAUGAAGACGAUCCUAUAUUGCCAGAUUGGUUCGUUGAAAAUUUUGGAAAAUAUUCACAUAUUGCUAGAUAA